Colletotrichum abscissum is the source of this 360-nucleotide messenger RNA. RefSeq lists its product as uncharacterized. The annotation marks the transcript as partial. Lineage: Eukaryota; Fungi; Ascomycota; Sordariomycetes; Glomerellales; Glomerellaceae. The record is from RefSeq and is a predicted model, not a curated record. The transcript has 2 exons.
CUUGAUGCUUGGCUUAAGCUGGGAAGAACCAAGGACCUUGCCGUGCAAGCCGGGUGUGUUGUCAGACUCGGUUGCAGACAAUACGCAGUACGUUUGGUUGUCUAUGUGCUUACGUGCUUGGCUUUGGAGACCUGUUCCUGUGAGAUUAUGUCGAGAAUGAACAAUCUCGUUCACUCCGGUGUUGUUGAUCCAGACCUUGAUGUCUUGGGUUUCUCGUCCCUGGAGUCUAUUGUGCACGUUCUUUUGGGGGCUAAAUCAGCAUCUGCCGGGAUAGGGGCUAAUUAUUCCUGGCCAUCAUUGCCUCCCAUUGAGGCACAUGGGAAAGGUGCAGUGCAGAUCGAGACGGAGAGAGGAGAUUGA